Molecule: messenger RNA, 5228 nt
Organism: Solenopsis invicta (red fire ant)
Lineage: Eukaryota; Metazoa; Arthropoda; Insecta; Hymenoptera; Formicidae
Exons: 4
Coding region: 2490-5228 (912 amino acids)
Molecular function (GO): protein binding
Source: RefSeq, a predicted model, not a curated record
CAAUGGUAAGUUGACGUAGCACGGGGCACAGAUGCGUGCCUGUGCAUGUAUGCACAGGGGACGAGUGCAGGCACGCAGGUGCACUCCGCUCCGAGGGGGGGAUAGAGCAGCGAGACAUGGGAGGAGUUCCCUGCGAGUGCUCUCUCCGUCUCGUCGGAGAGACCACUCUCGCGGUGGCAGAGGUGGUCUCUGCUCACCUGAGCGUUUCAGGUGGCAGUCGCCCUGCUGAGUCGUUCAGCGACGGGUUCUCCUCGCGUGAGCGCCGCGAGCGAGCGCGAUUCGCCAGAGAACACGACACGACGACGAUUCCGGAAACUUGAGAGCCCGCAAAUUCGAGACCGAUUGGAGAUGCCGAGCGAAUCCGCGUGUACUACUGGCGAUGCGGCCCGAGAAUCGCGUAUCCAUUCGUUGACGGUCUCCCGAAUUCUCCGUAGAUCGAUGAGGCGUCCACCGUAUCCGUUUUCAUAAAUCCACCCUCGAGACGUUUGACACUCAAAUCUAAUUCUCAGAUGGGAUUAACUCAAUGGGACUAUUUUAACGGAAUAAAAGUUCGAUUAACGAGAUCGUUGUGAAUUAGAUUAGUUUAAUCAGGGAGUAAUUGGAUUGGCUUGAUCGGGAACUAAAUCUGAUUUGACUGGAGGAGCGACCUGCGAUGAAGUUGAUUGAUUCAGUAUAAUUAUCUCGUAUCUCCGCCGAGGCAAACGGACACUUGAAAUUUAUCAAUCUACCAAUCACUUAUGUUAGUUGACUUAAUAAAUUAAGAAGGAUUCUCGAUGUUCAUUGAACUUCCUGAUUCAGAAGUACCGCACAGCGAACCACCGUGUCGCGGAACGUUUCACGAAGGACAACAACGUGGCGCAUCGAUACGAUGAAGUAACCGAGCCCAAGAGCCUCUUUCGUCGGUUGUGACAACUGAUCGUACGUUGCGACGCGUGAAGAUCGAUCCGCAGCGUGAGAAAGAGUGCACGUCCUCGGGCGAUUUCGAGAUCUGCUUUAGUUGCGACGAGCGGUGGAUCUAGGAGAAAAAGGUCGGCGCUCAUUAGGCGGACCAGAACGACGAUCCUCCCCCCCGACACGGUGUGUUUCAUUCACAUUCGCGUGCGUCGACGUGUGCAAAAGCGUUCCGCGAGCGGCGUAUAAAUUUGUCGUGAAAUCGACUCGUCCGACUGCAUUCUGGCGGAAUUAUCAGGGGAUCGCGUAAUACCGAGAGCGACCGCGGGGCCGCAAGAAAAAAAGCGCACGGUUGAAGAACCGAUCGCGGGAAGGGAACCUCCAGCCGUCGUCGUCGUCCGUUUACGACCGAGCCGCGUGCGCGCCAGUUGAUCUAUGAAUGCGUCUCGUCGAAGAUGUAUCAAUGUAUAGGAUAGGGACGGACGUGCGCUGAUCGUGAACUUUGUGAAACGUGAACAAUGUCGUAGAGACGGCGGCGUGAUUUAUUAUAAACGAAAGUAGAGACUCCCGCGCUGAGGAUUUUCCGGGCUUUCUCUGAAGACACCCCUGUGUAGCUUCGUGCUUCACGUGAACUUGCGAAUGUACGAAAAAUAUAACGGAAAUAUGAAUAAGAUCGUAAAUCGAUCCAAGUGUUAAAUACCUUUUAAUUCAAAUUUAAUGUAUAAAAUAUUCGCCGUCGUCGUUAUGCAGAUAAAAUAAAUUAGCAUUUUGUGUUAAUGCAAAAAAAAAGAAGAGUCGCCAAUCUCGAAGAUCUCAAAUGUCUGCGAGACUAGUUCUAGAAAGACUUGUUCGAUUUUGGGUGACCAAGUAAGAGUCGGCGACCAAAAAGAAGAUUAAUUAAUGGGCAUAAGAUUAAGCGGAGAAUAUUCCGAUUGACUCAACCUGAUGAUUAUCGAGCCGAUUUUAACGGUGAAUUAAAAACGAGCGAAAAAAAAUGCGGCCGGCCAUAAAUCUUACAAUGGCGAUGUGACAGCGGAUGCCAACACCGUUAUCGUUGAUAAAUGCGAAUUAUUAUAUCGUCAUAAAUUAGCGUCGCACAACAAAGUCAACAAAUGCCUCUUGUAAAUGCGACUCCGAUCGAUCGCGUGUCGGCAGGAUUUCACGCGCGAAUAAUCAUAACAAGAAUUCCCGAAACGAACGACAUUUCGUUGCGACGGUAUUCGUCAACAUCGUAAUUAUUAAUGCCGUCGGUAUGAAUAUUUUAUGGGAGACAAAUGACGACAUAAACGACGGAAUUUGAUCGAGAAGCGACUCGAGGAUUUUCCCUCGAAUUUACGCGUGAGCGAGAAGAAAAAGAAUAAUCGAGGAUUUAAAGAGCUCCGCGAGUUUCCCUGGAAGAUGGUUUUAUGUGAAAGCUGACGGGUGGAAUGGGCAACGACAAUUCGACUGAAGAGCAGUCGUUAAGAACUUUCCAAGUUUUGCAAAGAUAUCUUUCCCAAGAGCCGCAAAGUCGCAUGCAAAUGAAAUAGCCAAGGACUUUCGACGGGGAGUGCAAUUUCCGCGAGUGUCUCGGGCGAUCAUCGAUAAACAAGUGAAACAUGAUGGGAGAAGUGAUCCGCGUUUCUGGGAGGGCACCGGACGUCGGUGACAUCCUGAAGGAGGCGAUGCUGUCGCAGAGAUUCGCCGAUGUGGCCCUGUGCUGUCCGGGAGGCCAGCGAUUCCUCGCGCAUCGUUUGGUCCUGUCAGCUGCCAGCCCUUACCUUCAGGAAGUGUUGCUGGCGCACAGCAAAGUCACCGCUCACUGCGAGCCGAUCACGGUGAUCCUGGCCGAAGUGGAGGCGCCGGAACUCGCGGCUCUUCUCGGCUUCGUCUACACCGGAAGUGCCACGGUUCCGCGGAUGCGACUGGACGCGUUUCUUCGGGCUGCCGAGGCCCUGCGCAUCCGGCUUCCGCCGGUGCCAGUAAUGACGACCUGCAGCGAGCAGACAACAGACUGCAAGCUGGAGGACGUCAAGGAUGUCAAGGUUAGCCCCAAGUACCUGCAGUGCGACCAGUAUCCUUGGUACCGAUCGAGAAGACUGUCCUACGAAAACCCGUUCGACAGGAAGGAGUCCUACGUCAGGAUAUUUUCCACGGACGAAGCUAACAGAAAUGUGUUCAGGAACAUCGGGGCGCUUCACGAAAUCAACAAUCCUGGCCCGUCGUUCAAUCCAGGUUGUCCGAGCGCGUGGUCAAUCGGCGGUUUCUCGCAUCAGGAUAGAGCAGGUGAUCCUUCCGCGGACAAGAAUCACGGCUCGAUGAUACUAGCUGACAAGAACCCGGUGAUAGCUCCUAGCAACGACUCGUCCUUCAGCGUGUAUCAACGAGGCGCGUGUCUCCCCGGGGGACCGUCCUCGGAAGGAUACGCAGCUCCGGAUACUUUGGAGCGGGUCAGAACGGGAUACGAGAGGCUGCACAUGAGCUGCCCAACGGAGAAGCCGAUGAUGAACGAGGACGUCGUCCUCGCGGGAGGACCGGGAGGACCGGGAGGAGAACCUUGCGGAACGGCGCGGGACGAGUGUCCAUACCAAGGCACGAUACCGUUGUCGUCCUUGCAGUCCUCCGCUGCCUCCGCCGCCGCCGCUACCGCUACCGCCAGUCAGACGACGAGGUCGUUCGAGAUGCUCGAUUACGCCUCGCAGACUUCGGCGGGCGAGGAUCUCAGCUGCGGCGAAAGUUGCUGUAGGUGGAGAACCGCUCGCAGGCACGUGGCGAAUCGCGUCACCGCGUCGCCUUGGCGCCAGAUUGUCAGACCUCAUCAUUCACCAAGGAUGCCACGGCCCAUCCCGGUGCCUGUCCAGCGUCAUGUCGAUGACGAAAUCCAUAAGAAGCCACUGGCUCCGGAGCUGACCCGAUCCACGGUAAUAUCGAUGAGCUCGAAGAGUAUCGUUCAUUCCCCGAGAAGCGCACCGCGAAGCGACGGGCAUUGCCCUACAGCUUUCGAAGUUCCUACCAGUUGCGAGACGAGCUUUGACAACGACUCGAGAUUAUCGCGCGAAAUGAUCGCUAGUCCAGAAGCGAAAAUUCAAGAGAUCUAUCGAUCUCCGGUUCCAUUCGCGCCUUCCGAUCAGAUCGUCCCGCCCACGAACGCGAUCAGAAGCAGCGAACAACCUCUCUUUCCGAACGUCAAUGGUAACGGAUCCACGCAAUCGUCCUCGAGCAACGAAAGCGUUAUCACGAAUGCCGGCAAAAGCGGCGGAUAUCCGACGCAAGUGGUUCCGCCGGCACCGACGAAACCCGAACUAUCGCAUCCGAUCAGCAGACUCUGCGACACGGUCGAGAUCGACGAGAGGAAGGAGACGCCGAAGACGGAGAUAGCGAGCGCGGAGAAAGCGAGCGCGGAGAAGAGCGAGGAAGAGCGGGUCGCGAGGAUUUUUGUUAACAGCGACAACAACAAUAACAACGAGACGAUCGUGAGCACUGAGGUGGCGCAGCGCGGACGAACGGUGGAAGACCACAAGUGCGAUCAGUGCGGAAAGACUUUCGUCACGAGAGCGUCGCUCAAGGUGCACAGCCGAACGCACUCCGGUGAAAAGCCGUUCCGCUGCGCCGACUGCGGCAAGCAGUUUUCGCAGCUGCGCAAUUACAAGUACCAUCGCAGCGUGCACGAGGGCACGCGGGAGUUCGCCGCCACUUGUCCGGAAUGCGGCAAGUACUUCAACGACCGCGGCUACCUGAGCUCGCACAUGAAGAUUCAUCGGAACCGCAAAGAGUACGGCUGCGCGGAAUGCGGGAAGAGCUUCAAUCAGCGAGUGGCCUACAACAUGCACGUGCGCAUACACACGGGCGUAAAGCCGCACCAGUGCGAUCAGUGCGGAAAGGCGUUCUCGCGGAAGAUGCUGCUCAAGCAGCACCUGAGGACCCAUUCCGGCGAACGGCCGUACCAGUGUCAGGUCUGCCAGAAAGCGUUCGCCGACCGUUCCAACAUGACCCUACACACUAGACUACACUCCGGCCUGAAACCCUACCAAUGCACCCUGUGCUCGAAGGCUUUCACCAAGAAGCAUCACCUCAAGACUCACCUCAACUAUCACACCGGUACCAAGCCGUACUCCUGCACUAAUUGCGGCGGCAGGUUCUCGCAGAGCAGCAACAUGAGAACCCACUUCAAAAAGUGCAUCGUCAACAACACCGCGGGAAUGACGGUCAAGUCCGGUGAUGAAGCUAGCACCGAUCGCAUCGACGCCGACAGCGGUAUGGCGCCGCAGGUGGCCCUCACUCCGCCCAAUUCUGAUCAGGAGUCCAGUAUUCUGACACCGAUUUCGAAGAAAGCUGUCGCGAUAGAGAGCAACACAUAG